This is a messenger RNA of Saprolegnia diclina VS20, 576 nucleotides long. RefSeq lists its product as hypothetical. Bases 1 to 576 code for a protein of 191 amino acids. Gene Ontology annotation, cellular component: mitochondrion. The transcript has a single exon. NCBI's taxonomy places the organism in Eukaryota, Oomycota, Saprolegniomycetes, Saprolegniales, Saprolegniaceae. The record is from RefSeq and is a predicted model, not a curated record.
AUGUUUGUGACGCGACUCGUGCCCCGCGUGGCCCGCGCCGGCGCCGUCCAUGCCCGGCCGCUGCAUGCUUGGAAGACGUCUGCACCCAUGGCCUUGGCGCGCCCAAUGCACUUUGCGAACCCAAUUCUCCGCUUUUGCAGCAGUGGCAGCGCCAUCAAGCCCAGCGCCGUCGCCAAGCCGACCAGCUUUGGCCGCUUCAAGGACCUCUGGAAGCAGUAUGGCCUUGUGGCCGUGGGCACGUACUUGACGAUCUAUGGCAUUGUUCUCGGCUCCAUGUACGCGGCGAUCGAAACGGGCGUCCUCUCGACGAAGAAGGAAGUUCCGCGCAAGGAGGGCGACGCGGCCUCGCCCGACGACGAGUCGUCGCUCAACAUUCUCACGGCGACGAACCGCAUGAUGGAUUGGACCAACGCCAUUGGCCUUGGUCAGUACCUCGACAUCCCCGAGGUCAACUCGAAGACGAGUGCGUUCUUGAUCGCUUGGGUCGCGACCAAGUUUACCGAGCCGCUGCGCUUCGCUGUCACGCUCAUGGUCACGCCCCGCGUGGCUCGUAUUAUCCGCCGCUACCGCGCUUGA